Molecule: messenger RNA, 1715 nt
Organism: Cucumis melo (muskmelon)
Lineage: Eukaryota; Viridiplantae; Streptophyta; Magnoliopsida; Cucurbitales; Cucurbitaceae
Product: probable WRKY transcription factor 11
Exons: 3
Coding region: 475-1326 (283 amino acids)
Biological process (GO): regulation of DNA-templated transcription
Molecular function (GO): sequence-specific DNA binding; DNA-binding transcription factor activity
Source: RefSeq, a predicted model, not a curated record
AUUGUCCCAAUACUCUACACUUCCCUACAUAGAGUUAUUACUAUUUUUCUUCUUAAUUUUACCUCUUUUUUUUUGGCGAAAAUUCAAUCAAGAAAAUUAAUUGUCUAGAUCAAUUAAUAUUGUUAGGGGUGCGAUCUUGUUCGUGUUUAUUAUCUUUUUGUUUAAUUUUUGGUUAGCUUCUUUCGUUUUAUUAUAUUAAUGUAAUCUAUCAAAUAAAGAUGUCUAAGUUUGUAUUGUUUAUAUUCUUUUAUCUUCUCUGUCUUCCACUCCAUGCAAGUAAACACAAACAAAAUUUUCAUUAAACUAUUUGGAAAAUAGAAAAAAGUUAUUUAGGGAAGGCAAUAUGAGUUGACCAAAAUUGCAUUGACUUUCUUUUUUCCUUCACCACUCUGUUUUAUAAAACCCUCCCUCCCUUUACUCUUCCUUCCCUAAAUUACACUUCUCUCUCACAUUCCAAUCCUCUUCUCCAAAUCCAUGGCGGUCGAUCUCGCAGCUUUUCCGACCAUCUUCGACGAUCAAACCGCCAUUGAAGAAGCCGCCACCGCGGGCUUACAAAGCAUGAACCAUCUAAUCCAUCUCUUGUCCAAACAACAACAACAACAACAACAAUACCACUCCGAAUCUCCUAAUAACAUCGAUCUCAAUUCUUCUCUUCUCACCGAUUUCACCGUCUCCAAAUUCAAACGAUUGAUUUCCCUUUUAAACCGAACCGGCCACGCUCGGUUCCGCCGUGGACCUUCCGAUUCUCCUAAUCCCGUUCUGAAUUCCCUCGAUCCACCUCAGAAAACCCAUUUCUCUAAACUUAAUUUCUCCCCUGUUUCGAAAAUCCCUGAGUCUAGAGAUUCCACUACUACCUCUUCUUUUGUGUCUACGGUCACCGGCGACGGUAGUGUUUCUAACGGUAAGCUUGAUCUAUCGGUCUAUACUACGCCGCCUGCCAACGGCGGUAAACCGCCGUUGGCGAUGAAGAGGAAGUGUAAUGAUGUAUCUGGAUUUGGUUGUAAGGUUCCUAAUUCGAAGCUAUGUCACUGUGCAAAGCGAAGGAAAUCUGGAAUGAAGAAAACUGUAAAGGUCCCGGCGAUAAGUUCUAAGAUCGCUGAUAUACCCUCCGAUGAAUACUCUUGGAGAAAGUACGGCCAAAAACCCAUCAAAGGCUCACCUUAUCCUAGAGGGUAUUAUAGAUGUAGCACCGUGAAAGGAUGUCCGGCGAGAAAGAAGGUAGAAAGAGCUCGAGACGAUCCGUCGAUGCUCCUCGUAACCUACGAGGGCGAUCACCGUCACCCGCACCCUAUGGUCGCCGACGCCAGCGUGGGUGUCGUUUCCUAAAAGAGUUAGAAAAAAAAAGAAAAGAAAAAGUGUCGAGGAAUCAAACGCUUUUACCGAUUGGGCUGUAACGCUGUUUCUUGAAGAUACCUGGUGACUCUAGAGUGAAUUGUAAAGUCAAAACUAGCCUCGGAGUUCACGAAGCAAUCGCGCUGGUCCAAGUCAAACCCUCGUUCGGAAUCUCAACGAGGUGGAAGGGUAUCGAUGUAAUUUUGUUAAAUGUAUUAUAUUAUACUUUCUUUUUCUUUUUUUUUUUCUUUUUUUAUUGAAAGCUAAUUUGACCAAACAAUAUGGGGGGUCCCACAUGGUUGGACUUUUUUUUCUUUUUUACUUUUAUUUUUUUUAUUUUUAUUUAUAUUUAAUAAAACACAAAAAUGUUAUACUUUUUAAUA